Molecule: messenger RNA, 2442 nt
Organism: Stereum hirsutum FP-91666 SS1
Lineage: Eukaryota; Fungi; Basidiomycota; Agaricomycetes; Russulales; Stereaceae
Product: alpha/beta-hydrolase
Exons: 6
Coding region: 183-2414 (743 amino acids)
Biological process (GO): proteolysis
Molecular function (GO): serine-type endopeptidase activity
Source: RefSeq, a predicted model, not a curated record
GGGCACAGUCAAGUUUCACCGCCAGUGUAUCGUCGUGUACCUACUAUAUCCUGGAGCGAUAUAUACAACCUUAUCGAUACCAUCAGGUGUUAUCAACUUGGAAAAUACGUUUUCUGCGAAACCGUUCAACAAAGCCCAAACUUCUACCUUCCUCCAUUGCAGUAUCUGACUCUUCGACUGUCAUGUCUGGGGUCAAAGGUAAACGUCUCUACAAAGCGCUCACCAGUCUUCCUUCCUACAGCUCGGCAGAGUUUGUAGGAGAUGGCGUCAUCAGUGUAACUUCGUCUUUUCAAGACCAUAUCCGUAAUACCAGGCGUUCAUUCUUGAAGACGAUCUUCUUCGCGACCGAAUGGGAGACCGGAGACUUGAAGGUCACCAGAUCGUUACCCCAGGACGUUUCAUCGGACAUCCAAGCUACUCUAUACUCGCCGUCCCGGACGUUCAACGCAAUCCUUCGGGAGACGUCCACCGAUGGGAUCAAGAAGCGCUUCGUCGAGAUUUGGUACACUCAGGAAUCCCGCCUCGAGGCGGAGUUAGAAGUCACUUCCCUACAUGGCUCUUUCUAUAGUUCUUCCGACUUCAAGUCCCUUUCGUUCUCACCGUCGGAGAAUGCUCUGGUGUAUAGCGCCGAAGCGAACGAGAUAGCUACAGAGGAUGCAGACCCAUAUGCACGCUUUCGCUACAUUCCAGACGGCGGAGAGAGCAUGACUGGACUGAGGCGCCCCACUUUAUUCGUGGCGGUUUGGAAACAAACAGAAGAUGAAGCGAUGUCAGAAAUGACGGUGCAAAGCCUCGAGCUCCCUAAGGACAAAUUGGCAUCUCCCUGUGUCAUUUUUGGACAGGCAGUCUUCGCCCAGGAUGACACCAUUAUAGCUACGGGAUAUCAGUACACAGAGGAUGGCCGCCGCCUUGGGACGAUAUGGUGCGCGAACCGCCCUUGCGCGGUGUGGGAACUUCGAUUCGACAUUACCAAGGUCGAGGACAAGAAGACGGCCGGGGAGGACAAGAAGUUGGCCAGCUGUACCAUAAUUUCACCCACCAUAAUCUCCAACUCGACUCUAUCCUCGAGGUUUCCUCGAGUAUACAAGGAUCCGACCUCUGGGCAUAGCACCGCUCUCUGGCUGUCCCAUGCUACCGGUGGCGCACACUUUUCUUGCUUCUCACUCCACUCAUUCGACCUUCAAGCAAGGAAAUCUACUGAACUCAUUCCAGUCGUUUCGAAGCCCGACACUUCCUUCAUGGCAGGUUUCAGUGGGUUGAUCCCAGGGAUCCCCAAACAACCUUUCCUAGUUUUCAAUGGGAAAACUUACAUGAUUGCUCAGUCUGGUUCGGGAACCAAACAGGAGAUACUCUUGAUCGAUACGACCGAGCCAUGCCACGUCGUCUUCCUCACUCGUCGAAGCGCGGUCGCAGGGGAGGUGUAUUUUGAUCAUUGGUGCUGGAACGUCAUCGCCACAGAUGGUGGCCAUAACGUUCUCCUUUGGAGAAGCUCGUCUAUCAGGCCUCCACAGCUGUUACUGGGAACCUUGACAGGCUCCUCCACAUCGCCGUCGCUUCGUUUACAAGUCAUUGAUGAGGUGCAUCUUCCACUGAAGCUGCAAACGGCUAUAUCAUCAUUGAAGCUCUCAGUCGUUCGCAUACCCGAUCGAUCACCCUUCGAAAUGAUCUUAAUCGAGCACUCGUUGCCACUGGACUCUACCACGUCUCGCUCUGCACGCCCGUUGGUGACUUGGAUCCACGGUGGUCCUCAUGGUUCUUACCUAACCAGCUUCUAUCCUGUUGUUAUUGCACUAGCCCUACAAGGGUAUACCAUUUCUAUGCCCAACUACACAGGCUCUACUGGUCACGGAGACGAUUUCGUGCAGAAACUGGUGGGAAAAUGUGGAACGCUCGACGUAGACGACGUUAUGGCGUCUGUGAAGCAUUUGAUCGAGAUCGGUGUGGCGGAGGAAGGUCCUGGUAAACAACUCGUCUUGGGCGGUAGUCAUGGAGGUUUCAUCGCCGGUCAUCUCCUCGGACAAUAUCCCGACUUCUUCUCCGCUGGCGUUCUUCUCAAUCCCGUGAUAACUCCCGAGCCAUCCUACUCCGAUAUUCCGGAUUGGUAUUUCGAGGAAUUUGGUGUCCACUUUGACGCCAAGACACUCCUAACACCAUCCACCUACGAGAAAUUGUGGCCGAUGUCUGCUAUAUCGCACGUAGACAAGGUGAAAGCGCCUGUAUUGCUCCUCAUGGGGUUGGACGAUCGUAGGGUGGCGAACACGCAUGGUAGGGCGUUCUACCAUGCUUUGAAGGGGAGAGGGAUGGAAGUCGAGAUGCUGGAAUUCAAAGGGGAGGCACAUCCGAUCGAUGGCGUGGAAGCUGCACGAGUAUGUUGGGAGGCGGAAGUGGAUUGGUUUGAGCGGUUUAGAGCAUAAGAAUGUAGGAUCCAACCGUGGGCUGGGG